This is a messenger RNA of Helianthus annuus (common sunflower), 1059 nucleotides long. RefSeq names its product probable complex I intermediate-associated protein 30. Bases 129 to 812 code for a protein of 227 amino acids. Gene Ontology annotation, biological process: mitochondrial electron transport, NADH to ubiquinone; mitochondrial respiratory chain complex I assembly. The transcript has 8 exons. Gene Ontology annotation, cellular component: mitochondrion. NCBI's taxonomy places the organism in Eukaryota, Viridiplantae, Streptophyta, Magnoliopsida, Asterales, Asteraceae. The record is from RefSeq and is a predicted model, not a curated record.
GAACAAAGGAGACCAGCGUGAUCGCUCAGGCCCACUGCCUAAUACUGCCCCAAACAAACACGUCGCUUCUGGAUCUUACCGCCGGCUCCAGCAGUUCGCUCCUCCGGUGAUCUUCAAGGCUUAGGAAGAUGUCGAAAAUUCGAGCAAUAUGGCAAGCAUCUUUAACCGCCACUAAAAGAGCUCUCACUUGGAACAUUGAUGACUUGAUUCCUCCUAGUGAACGAUUUAUAUACAACUUCAGUUCAAAAGAAGAGCUUAAGAAGUGGCACUUGUAUUCCGAUUCUCAAUACGGAGGUUUAUCAUCAGCAGCUUUAGAGAUCACAAAUGCCGGAAAGGAACAAAGUGGUACUGGAGUUUUCUCUGGAAAUCUGUCUUUGGAUGUCACGGAGGGUACAAAAUGGAAUAUUAGCAGGAGUGGCUUCUGUGGUAUGAGGUCUAAAAAGUUUGAUGGCUUUAUCGAUUUAGAUCCUUAUGAUACUAUAGCACUAAAAAUUAAAGGAGAUGGGAGAAGUUACAUAUCAACUAUUUAUACAGAGAAUUGGGUAAAUUCACCUGGCCAAAUGGAGGAUAACUCAUGGCAAGCAUUUGUAGCUGUGCCUAAAGACGACUGGGUUGUUGCAAAAAUUCCUCUGGCUCAUUAUCUUCCAACAUGGAGAGGAAAUGUAAUCGAAGCGGAUAUAGAAAUGAACCCAUCUCGAGUUGUUGGCAUGUCACUGUCUGUGAAUGCUGAAGGUGGGGUCCCGGGUGCUCAAACUGGCCCAGGUGAUUUUAGGUUGGAAAUAGACUGGAUCAAAGCUUUGAGAACUCAAUGAACGGCCUCCAAAUUGUAGUUAAAAAACAUGUUUAUGCUUUGCUUUGCUUAGUUUAAUAAUAAUAAUACCUGAACAUAGAAAACUUCUCUAGCUUUGUUCCUCAGUUGGUAUGGAACACAACAGGAUAUACCUACCUACCUACCUGUUACAUUUUAAUUUUGCAACGUGCUUCUCCCUAUCUUCGUGACCCUGCUCCAAUAUAAAUAAAUACUAUUUAUUAAUGCUAAUAAUGUGAGUUUUAUCUCCA